Messenger RNA from Perkinsus marinus ATCC 50983, 171 nucleotides. RefSeq lists its product as hypothetical. The coding region runs from base 1 to 171 and encodes 56 amino acids. The transcript is spliced from 3 exons. The record is from RefSeq and is a predicted model, not a curated record. Lineage: Eukaryota; Perkinsozoa; Perkinsida; Perkinsidae.
AUGAUCAUGGCCGGACAACUGGCGGCAACGUUAGUGGCUUUCCGAGCAUUCAACGUUCUUGAACAUCAGCGAGGCGCACCUACCAAGGAUCCCAAGCUCCCCAGCAAACCGGGAGAUUGCGCCACAGAGGAGAGGUCCACCGCAACCGUCGAUAUCUCCGAUGCCGUGUGA